Aspergillus melleus is the source of this 2238-nucleotide messenger RNA. Its product is annotated as arabinan endo-1,5-alpha-L-arabinosidase. Bases 902 to 2140 code for a protein of 412 amino acids. The record is from RefSeq and is a predicted model, not a curated record. The transcript has 3 exons. Gene Ontology annotation, biological process: carbohydrate metabolic process. Lineage: Eukaryota; Fungi; Ascomycota; Eurotiomycetes; Eurotiales; Aspergillaceae. Gene Ontology annotation, molecular function: arabinan endo-1,5-alpha-L-arabinosidase activity.
CACGCUGUAUUAGAACGAUUCUUUUUUCGUCCUCGAAUAUCUUCGCUCCGGCGCUCGAAGCAUCUUGAUUUUUGCACAAAUUCUCCAUGGUUGGGACCGGCAUGGUAAUGGGUUUUGAUAGCUUUUCCUGUACAUAUAGCGGUCUGCUGCGGUCUUUCAUGGGCUGGGAGCUUUCAAUGAAACUUAUAAAAGGUGAUGCAAAAUCCAGACUGAGUGGCGUGUUAUAAAGAUGCGAUGAUGGAAGAGACUUCGGAGUAUAUAUUUUGACUACCUGCUUACCUUGCUGGGGAAGUUGCACUACUUCCCGAUUAAAGGUGCCUAUCAAUUUAAAAUGCAACUUAUCUGGCAUCUUCAAAAUGAAAUUAAACAAAAACCAUUGAUAGGCCAAUAAGAAAGUGCAGAUCAGGCACGGCUCUGCAAUCACGUCAUCACUUGAGGCGCGACUCCUUCAUCACAUCUUCCUUUCCUUCCCAUUCCACUACUUCACUCCGCCCGUACAUAAUUCUCGCGUUUCCACAGAGUAUGGGUCCGGUCCCCUCUUGACGUUGAUGGCUGGGUCUUAGAGCACAGACAAAAUUAUGGACUCCUUGGCUCGCCGGGGUGAGACAACAACCUAAAUGAUCCUGCCUCUCUAGCGGUCUAACGUCAGUUAACAGUCUCAAUGUUCGUUCUUGCGCAGGGAUCAAGGCGCUUUGACAGUUAAUAGGAGGCCAUUGGCUCUUCAGGAGUGUUCAAUUUCACGCAAACGGCCACUGCAUCUCUUCUCUCCGACUAUUCCGGUUCCUUUCCGACGGGAGUUGGCGAGAUAAACAGAGGGCAUCUAGCAUGCCUAUGUGCUGCUUCUUAGGUUCCCGAUCCUUCAUCUGACGUUGAGAGUCGGACAAGGACGCUCCUGCCCAAGAUGGCCACCAGAAACAGCGAAUUUCCGACAUUUUCAUGUCCCUUCCCACCAUCCCGGCCUGGGACCGGCGAACCCAGAGCCGACCUCAGAUCCUUUCGCUAUCCAUACUUCCGACGCUAUGCCAAAAUGUCCCUCCUACUGGGCCUGUUUACCUUCAUCAUUUUCGCUGCGCGCCGACGUCCUGGACCGGUCCUACAAGACCCUAUGCUAUCGCCUGGCGUAGCACCACCCUCGGUGCCCGCAGAAGCCUUUGCGCCCGCUCGUGGAACGGACCUACAAAUCCAUGACCCCAGUAUUCUGAAAGUGGGCGAAACCUACUACAGUUACAGCGUUGGGAAACACCUAGUUAUUCACCAAGCUCCGUGUCUCAGCGGUCCCUGGGAACGGACAAAGACCGUGCUGGAAACGGAGAGCAUCAUUCUCAAAGGCGACCGCAAAGCCCCUUGGGCUCCCAUGACGAUUGAAGUCGACGGGACAUUUUAUUGUUACUACGCCGUGAGUUUUGCCGGGUGUCGCGACAGCGCGAUCGGGGUGGCCACGUCGAAAUCGCCGGGACCCGGAGGCUGGACCGACCACGGCAGCAUCGUGCAAUCCGGCACGGGGCCGGGAUCAGCCAAACACCCUUACAACGUGUCCAACGCGAUCGAUCCGAGUGUCUUCGUCACCGACACUGGCCAGGGAUACCUGACCUGGGGCAGUUACUGGACCGGUCUCUGGCAGGUGCCCCUGUCGAAAGACCUACUUUCCGUCGCCAGUAGUGAGGGGUCCGAGGCGCGCCAUCUCGCCCACGAACCAAGCGCCAUCUUUCCCGGACGAAAGAAACUCAAGAAUACACUGUGCGGAGACCCUACGGGUGGCCACCCGGUCGAAGGAGGGUUCAUCUCCUAUCACGCGCCUUAUUAUUACCUCUGGUUCAGCUGGGGAAAGUGCUGCAAAUAUGACCCGAAGAACUUACCAAAGCCGGGGAAGGAGUAUCAUAUUCGUGUCGGGCGAUCGCUUUACCCCCGUGGGCCUUUUGUCGACAAGACCGGCCGUGACCUGGUCGACGGUGGAGGUGAAGUCGUGUACGGCUCGAAUCGAGAUGUGUAUGCUCCCGGUGGGCAGGGAGUUCUGACGGAGGAUGGGAAAGAUACCCUUUAUUAUCAUUUCUUAAACACGACAAUAAGCUAUGACUUUUGGGAAGCUCGACUGGGCUAUAACCCCUUGGAAUACAUAGACGGCUGGCCCGUUGCCGCAUGAGCUAGAUGGUUGGAUGAUAGACUUGAUGAGAGGGAUUGAAUUCAUGGUCAGAACACACAUGGCUUCGAUAGACGUGCAUUAGGUAUAAAUUAAUCAAG